This is a messenger RNA of Hirsutella rhossiliensis, 642 nucleotides long. RefSeq lists its product as uncharacterized. Bases 1 to 642 code for a protein of 213 amino acids. NCBI's taxonomy places the organism in Eukaryota, Fungi, Ascomycota, Sordariomycetes, Hypocreales, Ophiocordycipitaceae. The record is from RefSeq and is a predicted model, not a curated record. The transcript is spliced from 3 exons.
AUGCCCCUGGAAGUGUUCAGCAGCUCCGACGCGUCGGUCAGCAACGUCCCGGCGGGCGACUCUUCCCCCGUCGCGACGAGAGAAGAGCUCUUGGCCAAAGCCGCAGCCGAAUCCCGCGAACAGGAAUCCCAGGCCGCAAAACUUGCAUCAAUGGCUUCACCCCUCGAGGCUAAGAGAUUGCUGCAACAUGGAGCGUUCCUCGUCGAGAGCCUGACCGGCAUACCUGCGGUCAAUCCGAACUGGCCUACGGACGUACAACGUUGCCCAAACGUCCCCGCCGCAAUGCCGACACAUGAUCCCGCUUAUACUGCUCUACUUCGUGUGUACUCGGUGGCUAUAAAUCACGCCCUCGUUCCCAAUGUCGACCUCGAAGAAGCCCCAGAUGGAAACGCACAGGACCGUCGCCAAAGCGUCGACCUUGUCUCCAGCCGGAGGAAGUCGCCGCAAUCAAGGUCCUCGUCGGUGCCAACGUCAAGCAGCGAGGGCAUUACAGCCGGCAUUAUAGACGGCGUCAUAGACAGCAUCACAGUCAUAGCAGGCUAUAACGGCUAUAAGGGCAUCCUAGCUACCCAAUUCGAGUCAGGCCAGCUUAAGGCGGCUCAACGCAAGCGUUCGAAGGCGCCGGGGGCGCGACGAGAUUAA